Molecule: messenger RNA, 1326 nt
Organism: Durusdinium trenchii
Lineage: Eukaryota; Dinophyceae; Suessiales; Symbiodiniaceae
Source: the annotation of a GenBank genome assembly
AUGUCGUCCUGGGGCAAAAGCGCUUGGAGUGCCCGCAAGGGCAAAGGUGGCGCCGGGAAGACCAAAGGCAAGGGAGUUGGCGAAAAGAAGGACUACAUGAAAAAGGUUCCGUGGGAGAAUCGGCUAUGCAAGUGGUACCUCCGCCCUUACGUCGAUCAAGCUGGCAGCCCGUUCACAGCCGGCAACCUGCAAGAGUCGGAGCUGCUCUCGUCGUUGCAUCUGCGCAACGUUCUGGGGGAGACCUGUUCCGAGUACUGUGCCCGACAGGGCAUUGCGCUCUCGGAGGGCGCUGCGAACUUCGAGGUCGGCGCCGGCGUGCUGAAGCACCAUUUUAGUGGGGACGCUGGCGCCGGAUUGAGCAAAGUGGGCAUCCAGCCUUUGGUCGACUUGUUCGAGACCGCGGACGGCAAAAAGUUUCUGGAGGCGUGUGCUUACCUCAACACCGCCAACACGGAGCUGGACCGCAACCAGGAGGCAACGGCAACCGCCGUCAAGCGCUUCAUGCGCUCUCUUACUCAGGCCCCCUCGGAGAAGGAAGCGGCAUUCCGCAAAUUGUUGCGCUUCAGUGCGCGGCUGUAUGUGUUUGCGUUUGAGGGCCUGGAAGCACUCACGGCAUUGUCCAGCCCGAAGACGAUGGCCGCUGGUGUGCAUGCAGUGGGCCAGCAAGUGGUGUUGCCGGAGGACUGCGCAGCUUGGCUUCGAGCCCCCGAGGACCAGGAGGCCUUGAUGUGGUCGUUAGUGGCAGCCUUCCACCAACAAAAACUCGGCGCCGGUGGGAAAAAGCGCGCUGCCGCAGCCUACGAUUGGGACGACGAAGAGCCCACGUCAGCACCGGUCUGGGGCAAGCAGUGUGCCGACCUGUACGGCGACGAGGCGGAAGAGGAGGCCGGGAACUCGCGAGCGAAGAAAGCUUCGAAAGGAAAAGGCGGCAAGAAGGGGAAGCCGACAAAGAAGGCUGCUGGGCCGUUGGCCUCGGACGCCGAGGACGGCCUCGUCGACAUUGACCUCGCUUCCUCCGAGGAAGAGGCUCCUCUCCCGGCCAGCUUGGACGUGAGCAAAUGGCCGCUGGACAAAGUCGAGGCAUUGAAGGAGCUCCUCACCGAGCUCGAAAACAAAUUGGGCGGCAAGGACCGCCCGAGCAUUCAGCAGGUGCAAGCGGCCUUGCAAGAAAUCCCGGACACCAUCUUGGCGCACCAGCGCCUGCAGAAGACGGUCGGCGAUUUCCUGCAGAAGACUCGGUACCCCAGAACCGAAAACCUGAAGACUUUCUUGAAAGCGCUGAAGGACAUGGCGGCCGCUGUGGAGGCCGAGUGGAAAAAGUCGUGA